Trichoderma reesei QM6a is the source of this 1041-nucleotide messenger RNA. RefSeq names its product lactate dehydrogenase. Gene Ontology annotation, molecular function: D-lactate dehydrogenase (NAD+) activity; NAD binding. The record is from RefSeq and is a predicted model, not a curated record. The coding region runs from base 1 to 1041 and encodes 346 amino acids. The transcript has a single exon. NCBI's taxonomy places the organism in Eukaryota, Fungi, Ascomycota, Sordariomycetes, Hypocreales, Hypocreaceae.
AUGAAGCUCGCAGUGUUCAGCACCAAGCCGUACGACAAGCGCUACAUUGAAGCAGCUCGUACCGCUUCAUCCACCAACAUCGACAUCGUGUAUCACGAGUUCCCCCUCGAAGAAGACACCGUGAUCCUCGCCCGAGGCGCCGACGCAAUCUGCGUCUUCGUCAAUGACUCCCUCACGGCGCCCGUAGUCGAGGCUCUAGGCCGCGAAGGCGUCAAGGCGAUCCUGCUGCGCUGCGCGGGCUUCAACCACGUGGACCUGGUGGCGGCGGAAAAGGCGGGCAUCAUGGUGGCCAACGUGCCGUCGUACUCGCCCGAGGCCGUGGCCGAGUUCGCCGUCGCGCUGAUCCAGACGCUGAACCGGAACACGCACAGGGCGUACAACCGCGCUCGAGAGGGCAACUUUGCGCUCAAUGGGCUGAUGGGGCGGACGCUGUUUGGGAAGACGGUGGGCAUCAUCGGGACGGGCAAGAUUGGGAUUGCGACGGCCAAGAUCAUGAAGGGCUUUGGGUGCAGGGUUGUGGCGUUUGAUCCGUAUCCUUCCAAGGCGUUUGAGGGGAUUGGGGAGUAUAAGGGCCUGGACGAGGUCCUUGCGGAGAGUGAUGUGAUUAGUCUUCAUUGUCCGCUGAUGGACAGCACGCGAAAGAUUAUCAACGACGAGGCACUUGCCAAGAUGAAGCCUGGAGCGCUGCUCAUCAACACUUCCCGGGGCGGACUCGUCGACACAAAGGCUGUGAUUCGGGCUCUCAAGACGCAGCAUCUGGGUGGUGUGGCUUUGGACGUAUACGAAGGCGAGGGUUCGUUGUUUUAUGAUGAUCACUCCGGGGAGAUUAUCCACGACGACGUGCUGAUGAGGCUGAUGACGUUUCACAAUGUGAUUGUGACCGGGCAUCAGGCGUUCUUCACCGAGGAGGCGCUCAAGGAGAUUGCGGAGUGCACGUUGAGGAACAUUGGGGAGUUUGUGAGCACGGGGACGUGUAUGAAUUCGUUGACCAAGGAUUUGAGGCUGGCUAGGAGCGAGUCUUUGCCUGUUAGGGCCGUGUGA